Pneumocystis murina B123 is the source of this 660-nucleotide messenger RNA. RefSeq lists its product as hypothetical. The coding region runs from base 43 to 660 and encodes 205 amino acids. Gene Ontology annotation, biological process: regulation of vacuole fusion, non-autophagic. Gene Ontology annotation, molecular function: GTP binding; GTPase activity. Gene Ontology annotation, cellular component: fungal-type vacuole membrane; late endosome; vacuole. The transcript is spliced from 5 exons. Lineage: Eukaryota; Fungi; Ascomycota; Pneumocystomycetes; Pneumocystales; Pneumocystaceae. The record is from RefSeq and is a predicted model, not a curated record.
UUUUGAGGUUUUCUUAAAUACAAAGGAAGAACAGAAUAGAAUAUGUCUUCCCGAAAAAAAGUACUUUUAAAGGUGAUUAUUUUAGGAGAUAGUGGUGCUGGAAAAACAUCUCUUUUAAAUCAAUAUGUCAACAAAAAGUUUAGUAAUCAAUAUAAGGCAACUAUCGGUGCGGAUUUUCUUACAAAAGAAGUGAUGGUAGAUGAUCGUAUUGUAACUAUGCAGUUAUGGGAUACAGCGGGUCAAGAGCGUUUUCAGUCAUUAGGGGUUGCUUUUUAUAGAGGAGCAGAUUGUUGUGUUCUUGUCUUUGAUCUUGGAAAUUCUAAGUCAUUUGAAGCACUUGAUUCUUGGAGAGAUGAGUUUUUUAUACAAGCAAGUCCUCGUGAUCCUAGUUGUUUUCCAUUUGUUUGUAUUGGAAAUAAAUGUGAUAUCGAGGAAAGUAAAAGAAUGGUUCCGCGUAAACGUGCUCUUUCUUUCUGUCAGUCAAAAGGAAAUAUUCCAUAUUUUGAAACAAGUGCAAAAGAAUGCACAAAUAUAGAUGAGGCAUUUCUACUUAUUGCAAGGAUUGCACUUUCUAUGGAAAACGAAGAUGAAUAUGUUUCUGAAUUUCCGGAUCCCAUUCAAAUCAAUCUUGAUUCUGAAAAGCCUGGUUGUGCAUGUUAA